AGUUUCAAAAAGGUUGGUGACCCCUGGUCUAGAAUGUAAGUUUCCCAGCAAAGCCCACUAUUCUUGUUAAUUUUGUUAGUAGUGGUAAAUCAGAUUUAAUUGUGUUAAAUUUAAACAUCCGAUCUUGAAGCUUAAAUGUAAAUUAGCAAGGUGAAUAUUAAACCGUUUCCUCCCUACUAUUAGUUUGUGGCAGCUCAUUUAUCCUCAUCAACCAGAAGGCUCUCACACUGACCACCCCUGACAGCCUCUGUUUGACACUGAAUGACAUCACAACACGAGAUCAGCUUUGAAAUCAUCAGUAUUUUCCCAUCAUGGAUUUUGGUGUAUUUUCCGUUUUACUGAUGAUGACCAGCCUGGCUCUACAUAAAGCUGGAAAUGGUCCACACAUCAUUACAGAUCCACAUGUUAAUGCCAACAUGGGUGGUGAAUUCACACUGAACUGUAGGCUGAGUCUGAGCAAUAUCAGCGUGUCACAGGUUGAGUGGUCAUGGGGAUCAUCAGAGAAGCCUGAAGAAAAAAUUGUUGUUUUUAACAAACAGUUUGGGACAAAAUACCUGAGUCCCAAAUUCGGUGGCAGAGUAACUUUCUUCAAUCAUUCCCAGCAUCAUGUGUCCAUCCAAGUCUCAGACGUGAUGAUGAAUGACACUGGGAACUACACCUGUCAGUACACCACCUUCCCCAGCGGCAUCUUUCAAGCGACCACCACAGUCACUGUAACAGAGCCCCCCCAUGGAUCUUCCCUUUGGAUUGUGGGAACUGUCAUGGCUGCCCUGCUGUUCACAGUGCUGCUGACUGCCGCUGUGUAUUUCACCCUAAAACAUGCCCAGAAAAAGACCAGUGCAAGAAGCCGCUCAGAUCAGACUAUCAAUGAUCAAGAUAAGGAUUUAAACUAUGCCAAAAUAGGUUUCUUCAGGAAAGCAGGCAGCACAAUGGUUCCCCAGUCCAAAUCAGACGUAGAGUACGGGGAAGUGAUCUUUCCCAGCCAAGCGUCGAGCGCCCAUUCUCCUGUAGGCUGACCGAAUGUGGACAGGGACACAAGUUACGCCAAGGUCAAGAGGGUCUAACUACUCUGGACUGAGCUCUGAUGCUUCAUUACACGUGACAUUUGUUCAUUAAGUAAAGUGUUCUAUUAACUGCCAGAUGUUAGUGUUGUUCACUUGUGCCCCUAUUGCUGUUAGACAGGUUCGGCCUGCGUGUGGUAUGAUAAU
This is a messenger RNA of Paramormyrops kingsleyae, 1208 nucleotides long. The record is from RefSeq and is a predicted model, not a curated record. Lineage: Eukaryota; Metazoa; Chordata; Actinopteri; Osteoglossiformes; Mormyridae.